AUGAGAGAAUACAAUACGGAUAUAUCAAGUAUUGCUAGACCUAAACAAGUAGAAAUUAGUAUAUCUAAUAUACCAGGUUGUAAUGUUGGUGUUACAUCUACCACGUGGAUAAAAAAUGGAACUGAGAUGGGGCCAUUUAUAGGUCGUGUUUUACAAUUAACAGAUAUAGAUACUAAUAAUGAUAAUGAUAAUAUGUGGGAGAUAUUUGAUGAUAAAGGAGACGUAUUAUAUUUUAUUGAUGGGGGCACUAACUUCCCUAGAGCUAGCUGGUUAUCGUAUGUAAACUGUGCAAGAAAUGAACAAGAACAGAAUCUAGAGAUCUUUCAAGUUGGACACAGUAUAUUCUACAGAGCUAUAAAGGAUAUUGCACCUCGUCAAGAACUUCUUGUCUGGUAUGGUCGGUCAUUAUCGUUAUAUCUAGGAUUACCAACACCAAUUACUUUACCAUCUAGUCCAAUAACUGAAGAAUCUCCGGUAAAUAUCCUACAAGACAGCACAUCAUCAAAACCAACAAGCAAAUUAAACUGUGUUUUAUGUCGUAGAGGUUUUAAUUCAAGAAGUAAUUUAAGAUCUCACAUGAGAAUUCACACCCUGGAGAAACCAUUUGUUUGUAAAUUCUGUGAUAGAAAAUUUAGCCAAUCUUCAACAUUACGAAACCAUGUUAGACUUCACACAGGUGAAAAGCCAUAUAAAUGUAAUAUAUGUAGAAGUAGUUAUUCUCAACUGGCUGGAUUAAGAGCUCAUCAGAAAAGUGCUCGACAUCGUCCAUCUAAAUCCGAACAACCAGUUGAACUUCACGUAGACUGAUCAACACGGAUAAGGAAGAAGCGUGGGCAUAAGCAACCAUCAAGUAAAUUGAUGUAGGGAAUGGGGCCAAUUAAAAAAGAGAACAUUAAUUGAUCUUCAUAGAGUUGGGAGGCUAAAACAUGUUCGAUAAGUGCACACUAUAUAGACCAUAAAAAAACAAACAGAUUAAGCAACUGCAUCUGACAAUUUUUAUUGUUUAGCUUAUCGUGGAAAUAUUUAUAUAUCUGUACAUUUGUAUUUUUGAAAAUCAAUUCAAUAAUUAAACUAUGUGUAUGUUAUUAUUAUGAUAGUAGGUGUAACUCUUGUUUAUCGUCGGAAUACUGUGUGUAAUGAAUUAGGGUUAAACAUUCUGCUUUACUGCACCGAAAAUAAGCAAAUGUUGAUAUCGUAACGCAGAAGUACAACAGACAUUUAUUAGCAAUGUAACGGGUGAGAUUAAACAUACAUUAUGCAAGAGCUAAAUCUGCCUAUUUGCAGGUCUUUCUUUAGGCCUGAACUUAUUCAGACCAUAAUCAACCCUCGAUGCCAUCGCUAGCCUGUGAUA
This is a messenger RNA of Patella vulgata (common limpet), 1351 nucleotides long. Its product is annotated as PR domain zinc finger protein 12. Gene Ontology annotation, molecular function: protein binding. NCBI's taxonomy places the organism in Eukaryota, Metazoa, Mollusca, Gastropoda, Patellidae. The record is from RefSeq and is a predicted model, not a curated record. Bases 1 to 807 code for a protein of 268 amino acids. Gene Ontology annotation, biological process: neurogenesis. Gene Ontology annotation, cellular component: nucleus. The transcript is spliced from 6 exons.